This is a messenger RNA of Cadophora gregata, 1129 nucleotides long. RefSeq lists its product as uncharacterized. Gene Ontology annotation, molecular function: nucleic acid binding; RNA-DNA hybrid ribonuclease activity. Lineage: Eukaryota; Fungi; Ascomycota; Leotiomycetes; Helotiales; Ploettnerulaceae. Bases 48 to 989 code for a protein of 313 amino acids. The record is from RefSeq and is a predicted model, not a curated record. The transcript has a single exon.
UUGGAAUCCUAUUAUCCAGAGCGCCAAUUGGGCGAGAAGCUUUCGAUAUGCUCCGCCAAGUAUAUUUCAGCGGUAUUGUGACCGCAAACUCCAUUUGGAAGUUCGCUGCGACCGUGGCAAGAAACAAGUUCAUUCCAGUCACCACUACUUCAAUUUUCAGUGCCAUGGCUUUGACCUCUGCUCGGAGUGUUGCGAAGAGGGCGUUCACUGCUGCAACGAUGCUCAGGAACAGGCUAGACAGACCAUUGAGUGCAGAAGGAGAAUCAAUUGGAGCCAAGCUUCCUCCGAUGGAAGAGGGUCCUGCGAUAUUUCCUUGCGUCUUCGAACCUCCCAACCCGUCCGCUAAACCUCAAGACAUCUUCGAUCUCGAGCACCGAUUCAUCCGCGACACUGAUCCACGCGAGAUUCUAUUCUUUGUUGAUGGAGCCUGUAUACGAAACAGCCAGGGCAAUCCACAAGGUGGCUGCGCUUUCUUAUACAGGCCAACGGCAUUCACUUUUGGCGGAUUCCUUACCCACGCUGGCAUGAUCAGCUUUCCAUUGGAACUCAGAGGCCCGACCGGAUGUACGUACAAGCACACUCGCAACCGAUCUAACCUCCGAGCAGCAGUCGCGGUGCUGCAAUUCCGUGACUGGAGUGUAGACUGCAAUUCAGGGUGGAGAAGCAUUGUGACCGUGACGGAUUCCGAAUACAUCGCUGAAGGCGCUACAACCCGGGCUAAGAGAUGGGAAUCUGUGGGGUGGCGGACUUAUAAUCGUAAGCAAAAGAAUCACACGGAUGUGAAGGACCAUGACUUGUGGCAGCUUUUGCUUGUGGAGAUACGCAAAUUGCAUUCCAAAGGUGUCAGAGUAUCAUUCUGGCGCGUUCCUUAUGAGCAUGGGAAGACGUCUGAAGAAGUUGCACAAGAAGCCGCUGAGGACGAUGGCCUUCCGGACUUCGCGGUAAUCAUCCCGACCGGACCUGACAGUAUCGAUACUAAGCCAUAUUGAAACCUGAGCAUGCGGAUGCAACACUAUUCUCAUGUUUUUAAUAUUGAAGGGCCAUCUCCAAGUUUCCAGGUGCCAUUACUCUGCAGCGCUUUCUGGCUUAGCUUCCUCCUGAUUGAGGAAGACUAAAAAUAGGUGUCACA